AUACGGAAGCGGUCCUUGUUGGUGUGCCAGUCAGCAAACGAGGGUUGCCACCACAGCAACCAUGAUGUCCAAGGAGGACGACGAUGCUUUCGAAGCCGGAUUAAGUAAGGUGGACGAAGUGAUGAGAAUUCUCGGGUUAAUGACCAGUGGUGAUAAGACCAAGGAGCAGAUGGGUGUAGCGUUUGCCGAUCAAUUUCUAGGCACCGACAGUGCUACCAAGCGAAAGGAAGAAACGAAUGUGGAAAAUUUCAUCGUACGCGUUAAUCAGGAGCGAACGGUCAUCAAUCGGAAGGCGGUAGUGGCCGCUGAUGAUCCAUCGCUCGAGCAACCGAUGCAGGAUAAGUAUGCGUUUAUGGCCGAAAUCGAACGUGACGCUGCGCGCCGAGCAACAGAACGGAAGGAGCGAGAGCAAGUGGCACAAGGGUUGCGACGCUCCGGCAACCGUGCGUUCCGGCGAGGCGAAUACGAAAAGGCAAUCAACAUGUACUCGAAAGCGAUCGAUCAGAUCCGUGACAGUCCAAUCCUGUACAACAACCGUGCCCUAGCUUACAUCCGGCUCGAGCUGUACAAGCGUGCGAUCAUCGAUUGUGAUUUCGUGAUUAGUAAGCUGGACGAGAAGAACCUGCGCUCGUGGAUAUUCCGGGCGCAGGGCUACUACCGGCUCGGGGAGAUGAAAGCGUACGAGAAGAGUGUGGCCGAAGCGCGGAAACACAAUCCACGAGAGCUAAGCUACAUCGAUCGGAUCGUACGAGAAAUCGAAGGAAAGACCGCAGCACCGGUAGCGACGGUGAGCGAGGAUCAGGAAGGAAUGACGCCGCUAGAUGGAGAGCUAGAUUCUUCUGCGGUUUCCCUGGCUAGUGGUGAAGGAGACCAUCGCUUCGCGAAACCUCUCCCGAUGGAUGACGUUCAGUCGACAUCAUCGGGCGAUAAUUCGGAGACAUAA
This is a messenger RNA of Anopheles aquasalis, 943 nucleotides long. RefSeq names its product tetratricopeptide repeat protein 12. NCBI's taxonomy places the organism in Eukaryota, Metazoa, Arthropoda, Insecta, Diptera, Culicidae. Gene Ontology annotation, biological process: axonemal dynein complex assembly; sperm axoneme assembly. Gene Ontology annotation, cellular component: centrosome; cytoplasm. The record is from RefSeq and is a predicted model, not a curated record. Gene Ontology annotation, molecular function: protein binding.